AUGACUACGGCGACGAUCAACCACCCUACCAUCGGCCAGAUCAAGGGUCGCGACGGCGACGGCGUCACCCAGUUCCUUGGGGUCCAAUACGCGACUCUCGAGAACCGUCUGGCUGAGGCUCAAGUCAAGUCGAGCUACUCGACACCCGUGGACGCCACCGCUCAUGGCCCGUCGUCCUACGGUCCCGUCGCGGCCUUUGACAAUGAAAUGCUCUUCAUCCAGCAGACGGUGCCGAAACCGCCGACGAACCAUUCGGACUUGGAAUGUCUGAAUCUCAACAUCACCGUGCCCAAGACGACCCAAAACACAAAAAUCCCCGUCUUUGUCUGGAUGCAUGGUGGUGGCUUCGUAUUGGGUGCCAACUCGUGGCCACACUAUGAUCACGCAAAGAUUGUUAAACUCGCAAAUGAAAACGGUGUUCCUGUUAUUGGCAUUGGCAUCAACUUCCGUCUUGGAUUCGCCGGGUUCAUGACCUCGGAAGAAUUACGAUCCAAGGGAUUCAAGACCAACAAUCAACUCCGAGAUCAGAGAGCGGCGUACAGAUGGAUCAAACAGCAUAUCGAAGGAUUCGGAGGAGAUGCCGACAAUAUCACCGUCAUAGGCGAAAGUGCCGGAGCUGCCGCUACGACGUUACAACUUUACUCGAAAGAAAAAAUCUUCAACCGAGUCAUUGCGACCGGAGGAUCGUGUCUCCUUACACCCACUUUACCCAAAGAAGCAUGCGAGGACAUGUACACCAAGGCGCUGGGUUUCCUGGGCCUUGAGUCUCUGAGUGUCGACGAACGAAUCCAAAAACUGCUCACCCUCCCCGCCGAUGAAAUCAUCGCCAAACUUCCACCGUUUGUCCAAUUUGCUCCCAUGCUCGACGACGAGAUUGUCCCCGUCAGACCCACCUAUGCGUCCAUCGGUGACCCGUCGGACAAGAGCAUGCCAGGUAAAGACUGGGCUGACGCUAUCAUGAUUGGAGAUAGUCAAUUUGAUGCCUCCGUCCUAGGUUUUCUCAUGGGUCAUUUGAAACCCAACUGCCGCGAGAAGUUCUCAACUUCUCUCCGCAAGACGUUUGCAUCGAACCCCAAGAUCGCCGAAACAUUGAUCGAAGCGUAUUCCCUCGGCGGCAAGGCUGUCGAAGACGACGACGAAGUGUCAUUCAAAAACUUCCUGAGAUUCGCCAACGACAUCGGCUUCUACUCGUCCACGUUGACUUUUGCACGGGGCUGGCCCGAGGGCAAACCGGUGUACACGUUUUUCCUGAACGAGCCCAACCCCUGGCCGGGCGCUUACCAAGGGGAGACGACCCACGUCCUCGACGUGGCCUUGUUGUUCCAAAACUACAACGACAAGCUGUCGGCCGAGCAAAGGGCGGCCGCCCAAGGGUUCGGCUUGGACCUGAUGAGGUUCGUCGCGGGACAGGCCCCUUGGGAGAACAACACCCCCUCUCACAGGGCGGCCAAGGUGUUUGGACCGUCCCUCGGCAAAGGUCACGCCGUCACGAGAGUCAUCGACGACGCCGAAUCUCCCGAGGCCGGGAGAAGGAUGACCGUGUUGGAGUUGAGCAAGGAGGUUGGGUUUGACGCCAUCUCCCAAGCUUUGAGGAAUUUCCAGAUGGGUUUGUAG
Messenger RNA from Exophiala oligosperma, 1614 nucleotides. RefSeq lists its product as uncharacterized. Lineage: Eukaryota; Fungi; Ascomycota; Eurotiomycetes; Chaetothyriales; Herpotrichiellaceae. The transcript has 4 exons. The record is from RefSeq and is a predicted model, not a curated record. Bases 1 to 1614 code for a protein of 537 amino acids.